Molecule: messenger RNA, 4224 nt
Organism: Penaeus monodon (black tiger shrimp)
Lineage: Eukaryota; Metazoa; Arthropoda; Malacostraca; Decapoda; Penaeidae
Product: tubulin polyglutamylase TTLL5-like
Biological process (GO): microtubule cytoskeleton organization; protein polyglutamylation
Cellular component (GO): cilium
Molecular function (GO): tubulin-glutamic acid ligase activity; tubulin binding
Source: RefSeq, a predicted model, not a curated record
AUCUCCUUAAUCCCUACAUUCUUAUUGUUGAGCAUUCCUGAGUGUGUGUUUGGUUGUUUUAUGGUUUGUAGAAAAAAAAUUCAAAGUUUUAUGAAUCUAGUCAAUUUUGUCUUCUAUAAGUUCUUUAUAGAUGUUUUAUUUUUAUAAUUUUAUUUAGAUGUUAUGGUCACUUUAGAGUAUCCUUGUGUUAUACAUGAUGGAAAAGUUACCCAAAGUUCCCUCGCGGUCCAACUCUCCUGUCAAGAGUGGUCGCAAGGGGGACCACAAAGUACAGUUUUCUGACCAGUCUGACCUCCGACUCAGAGGUCAGAAAGUUUGUGGUAAGCCUCCUGAAGUCCCUCGGGCCCCACCAUACAGCCGGUCUGCUUUGGAUCGCCCCUGUAGUCGGGGUGGGGACUCCACAAAAUGGACAUCCUCUCUGGACCGUAAGCGUUCAGGUUCUCUUAGAAGCAAGACCUCUGAACGUCAGGCAAAAAGUGACAUUAGCAGGAGCCACUCACUAGACCGCAGAAGAGCUGAAAGCUCCCGGCGUGAAAGUGCAAGCCCAAGUCACUCCAGCACAGAGAGAAAGAGGAGGGACUGUGAAGGCAAAGAUAGCCAGAACAAGGAGAAGAAACCCAAAACAAAGACCACAGGGAUCUCUCACAGCAGGAGUUACUCGGGGGAACGUCCCAGGCUUCCCAACAGACAAAAGUUAACGCCACCCACUUUGAGUCAGAACUGGAAGAAUGAUUUAUCCAAAAAAGAGACUCUAAUCGAACAAAAAGUUGGUCUUCAUGAUGAUGACAAAACCACCAGCAAGUCCUUGGGGAACAUCCCUAUGGAGUGGGCAGAGCGCAUGAAACGCUCAACUUCGCGGAGCCCUCAAAGAAGCCUCAACAUGGGAGAUGGACACGUAAAAGAAGACAAGGAAAAUGAGAAGAAAGAAAAGACGAAAGGAGAACACAAAACUUCAGAUAAAAAGGAGAGAGGAAGAUCACUAAAGAGGGAGGCAGUGGUAGCAGGAAGACCGGCUACUUGCUGUUCAACUAUGCUAACCUGGAAGAUCCUCCCAAAGAUCUCACUGCCAAAAAGUACACAAUGUCCUACAAGUUUUCACAGGCGGAUUCCAAACUUAUUCGCUUGAUAUUGGAUGCACACGGAUUUACUGAAGUGGAUAGCAACAGUACUUUCUUUAAUCUAUACUGGGGGAAUGCCCACUUCAACCCAAAUGAAAUCAGACAGUUGCAGGACUGGCAGAAAGUUAACCAUUUUCCAAGGUCCUCAGAACUCACAAGAAAGGACCGGCUUUACAUGAACAUCAAACGCAUGCAGCGGCAGUUUGGGGUCAAGAUCUUUGACUUCAUCCCUACCAGUUUCAUUUUACCCACUGAAUACCGAGACUUCUGCGACACUCACCUGCGCGAAAGAGGAACCUGGAUUGUAAAGCCUGUGGCAUCAUCACAGGGCAAGGGGAUUUACCUGGUGAAUCAGGUUGACCAAGUCCCAGCAGAUGAAACUUCCCUUGUAUGUAGAUAUAUUGAAUCACCUCUUCUUGUUGAUGGUUACAAGUGUGACCUACGGCUCUAUGUAGGUGUAACGUCAUUGGAUCCUCUAGUCGUUUACCUUUAUGAGGAGGGACUGGUGAGGCUUGCAACUGUCAAAUAUCAGCAUGGCAAGAACCUCUGGAAUCCAUGCAUUCAUCUAACAAAUUACUCUGUCAACAAAUUCCACUCCAAUUAUGUUCAAAACGAAGACCCUGAGGUAGAUGACCGUGGCAACAAAUGGUCCCUGAGUGCCUUCCUGCGUCACCUCAAGAGCCAAGGCAUAGACACAGGGGCAGUGAUGCGCUCUGUUGAAGAUGUGAUCAUCAAAUCCCUCCUUGCAGCCUCUUACCAGAUGAACACUGCAACAAAUAUGUUUGUUCCACACACUAGAAAUUGCUUUGAGCUCUAUGGAUUUGACAUCCUCAUUGACAGCCAACUGAAACCAUGGGUGUUAGAAGUCAACUUAUCUCCGUCUCUCAACAUUGAUCAGCCUCUAGACUUGAAGAUCAAGUCAGCCAUGUUAGCAGACCUCUUUUCUCUUGUUGGCAUCCAGGUCUGCAAUCCUUAUACAGCCAAAGUUUCUUCGCGUCCCUCUAUUUUCCGCAAAUUGCCGUCCUUGCUCGGCCUCAGGCGUUACUCCACGGAUGUGUAUGAGAGGAACCAGUAUGGUCGAAACACUCCCAUAGUGCCAACCGCCGAAGAACUGCGCAUUGUACGCCAGGUUCGUGAAGAGUAUGAACGACGGGGUGGAUGGGCACGGAUAUACCCUUCUCCUGACUCCUGGGCCCUCUAUGGGGGCUUGCAGGAGUAUGAUAGUCCGCUCAACUUGAUCCUGCACUAUCACCUGUAUCCUCAGAUCCAGCGGACAAAUAGAUACAGCCGUGUGGCGCCUGGCAGAGUGUCCGGUGUGUCUAGUAGUGGGCUAGCAUCAUCCCUUGAGCGGCUAAGCUGUUAUGAACGGGGUUUACCCAAGAGCCUCUCAUUCUUCAAGAACAAGAAAAACCUUGGUUCACACAAGAAAGAGGACAAAUCACUCUGUCGCGACAUGAAGCAAGUCAAAGCCAACAUCAUGAAAGCUUUGGAGAAUGGACUUGCGCUCAGCAAGUACCAGGCACGCAUGGCAUUUUCUGUGUACCUACAACAUGUUCAGCGUCGACUUAUGAUAGGUUGCGAUGAAGAAAAGCAGACGGAUCUUGUGUAUCGUUUUCUGAAGUCAGCAACACGUACUCUUCAUGCUCCUCUGAAUAUUCAGAAUCCAAGUAAAAGCCUGCCGUCAGAGGCUCGUGCUGUUGUCAUCUCCAAACAGUUAGGUGACUUCAUUCAGGCCUACACCAAGGAGACGCACAUAUACUUGGAUCAAGGGGCAUCCUCUUCUUGCUCCUCCCUAUCCUCCCAGUGCCCCACCUCAGUUGCUACUUCCUCCGAGCCAUCCACACCAUAUGUCACAUCUCCGCCAUCCACUUCUACACUGUCCAUUAACUCUCCAACUGCUGGAUCCAUGAGUGCCUCAACUUCAUCCAUCAACAAUGCACCCCUCUCUGUCUCUGGCUCCACAACCUCUGUCAACAUCCAGCCUCCUGGAGCUGACUCGGGUGCAACAGCAGAGGCAUCUAGCCCAGAGCACAUCAAAAAGUCGGAGUCCUCAACUUCCAUCACAAGUCCUCCCCCUGUCAGAAAAUCCCAGUCCUCCACUGUGGUUUCUUUCAGCUCAUCGAUAACUGCUGAUAGUCCCCCACCUUACUGUCUCGCUGGCUCUACGACUUCCAUCAACAGCCCACCUUCCACUGCAUGCUCAGCUUCGUCUGCCUCAGUAGGCAGUCCGCCCUCAGUAUCUGUUACUGGUUCUUCCACGUCCAUCAGUUUCCCAUCUCCAUCAAAGACCCCUUCUUCUGUGUCCAUUUCAUCUCUCACUUCGACAACAGAUACAGGAGUUGAGAUCUCUACAUUACCUCCAAGAAUAAGAAGGCUCAAAUCAGAUGGUGAUACAGCUGUACCUCCUAUUGAAGGAGAUGGUAGUUCAAUGUCAACCAGCAUGGACUCAAGUGAUAUUCAGAAGCAGACCAGUGAAUAAGGAUGAUCACAUCACAAUGGAUUUAUACAGAGCUUUCAUGUCCAGUGCAGGGGAGUCUGAUCUGGAAGAGGUGCUGGCACUGCAGACUCGUUUGCAUAAUUCUGCAGGAGUGUUUCUUGAGGCAACACGGAGGUCCCGUUAUAGUGCCUCGUCACACUCAGUAUCCUCUCUGUCGUCCACCCACACGCCAGCCUCAUCCACAACUAGCUCAAGGCCACGCACUCCAAAUGCUUCUCCUCAUGGCUCACCCAGAAGAAGUCGGCGUUCUCCAUCUACAGGAAGCCAGCUGAGACAUCAUGACCCAGUGACAAGUGAGCCACAGCCACAGCCCCAGCAGGAUGAGCAGGUGGCCAAGCAAACUCAGCCACUUGCGACAACUGCCACACUAGCCUCCAGCACACCCUCAACCACUUCCUCACAUACUGCCACCUCCACUGCCUCCUCAUGCUGUCUGUUCGGCAAUAUCCUCAAAGCCAGUCUGAAAGGGACGAAUACUUCGUUCAUUUCAUGAAAUUAGGAAGAGGUAGUGCUUAACUUGGUAAUAGUGUGUCCUUAGAUAGACUUUUAGGGUUUAACCCCUUAUAUAUUUAUUAUUAUUGAUGUUGUUUAUAUAGAUAAUAUGAUGUU